Micropterus dolomieu (smallmouth bass) is the source of this 5342-nucleotide messenger RNA. RefSeq names its product kelch-like ECH-associated protein 1b (gene keap1b). Gene Ontology annotation, molecular function: protein binding. NCBI's taxonomy places the organism in Eukaryota, Metazoa, Chordata, Actinopteri, Centrarchiformes, Centrarchidae. The transcript has 8 exons. The record is from RefSeq and is a predicted model, not a curated record. The coding region runs from base 1208 to 3085 and encodes 625 amino acids.
UCACGGUGAGUUACAGCUUUCCCCCCUCCUUCCUCUGUGGUGCACAGCUCGGCAGACCGCGAUGGAGGAAUUGAACUAGACUACACACACCUAUAACCAAAUAUGAAAGGAGCUGGGGUUUUUGAUGACUAAAAGUAGCAUACUCAUCGUGAAAAGGAGGAAACCUUGACCCCACUCAACUGCUCCAGGAAGAGUGCACCAUGGGUGUGUGAAAGUCAUGCAGGACGUCACUUCAUGUAGAUAAACCUUUGCUGUCUGUCAGCUGAGCCAGCAGCUUCCUAGUAAACACAACGGUGCAAACAAAUUCCUUAGCCGGGCAACCUCGAGGAGGGCGUCUCCAGAGAAAGCCAACGAACCAAACUCCCCCUCCCCAUUCCCGAGGGCUCCAAGUUACACUUAUGACACUUUUGGCACUGGACCUUGUUUUUUUCUUUUCCUUUCAGAGUCGACAAGCCUUCUACCUCUGCCUCAUCUACAGUAUCUGACUGCAGAAGUGUAGCCCUCUGAAGGCAGCUUUCAUUAUUGCCUCUUUAAAAUGGAGCAGUAAAUAAGACCCUUUUUCCAACACCCCUCUCUAGAAUAAUCAAUAUGCAAGACUGACUUGCCCCAGUUGUGAAUCUCACAAGCAUUUUGGUAACUCCAAAAAGAUGAUUCCAUAGACAAGUGACAGUUUUAUGUGACAGGACUGAUUCUGUGGAGUGGAAAGAAAAACACUUCUGUUGACAACACAACCAGCUGAACAAAGAUUCCUUUGAGUCUUGUACUUGUUCAGUUUAUAUUGCCACAAAAAAACAUUCUUGUACCUGUUACUGUUUCACUCUGUUCUGCAAAGUUAACUCACGGACAAAGCCAAGUCAAAACAUUCUGAUAAUGUUGGAACUGCAAAAUGUAAAAGUGCAUCCAGCCAUGACUGGCAGCUCACACAGAAGUCUCUAAUAAUGCCAUAACGAGCAGUAUGGCUGGACUCAAGUACUGAACAGAGCAAGGAAAUCCUCAUGUCCACAUAAAUCAGACUCAAACUCUUCCACACAAACAAAAAUCUGGCAUACCCAAGAGAGCCCUGAGCGUUCUGUUGAGCCAUCUGCCAAGUUUCAGUUCAAAGUCUUUUAUUUUACCCAUGCCUGCGCCUGGUGCAAGGAUGCCCCAUAACACUGCCCGCUGUUCUUGAGAAGGAGAGAGUAAGAAGGAGGAGGAGAACGGGUAGGAAAUGACAGAGUACCUGACAGAAUGCAAAGCGCUGGUGACUCCGUCCACGCGCAACGGCCACCGCGUCUUCAGCUAUACACUAGAGAGCCACACAGCAGCCGCCUUCGCCAUCAUGAACGAGCUGCGUCUGGACCGUCAGCUGUGCGACGUCACGCUGCGUGUGCGCUACAAAGACCUGGAGGAGGUGGACUUUGUGGCUCACAAGGUGGUGUUGGCCUCCUCGUCCCCGGUCUUUAGGGCUAUGUUCACCAACGGCCUAAAGGAGUGCGGUAUGGAGUUGGUACCCAUCGAGGGGAUCCAUCCCAGGGUUAUGGACCGACUGAUAGAGUUUGCCUACACAGCCAGUAUCUCUGUUGGGGAGAAGUGUGUGAUUCAUGUGAUGAACGGCGCCGUCAUGUACCAGAUAGACAGCGUGGUCAAGGCCUGCUGUGAUUUCCUCGUCCAGCAGCUUGACCCCAGCAACGCCAUUGGCAUUGCCAACUUUGCAGAGCAAAUCGGCUGCACAGAGCUCCACCAGAAGGCCCGCGAAUACAUCUACAUGAACUUUAGCCAGGUGGCGACCCAGGAGGAGUUCUUCAACUUGUCUCACUGCCAGCUGGUCACCCUCAUCAGCCGCGAUGAGCUCAAUGUGCGAUGUGAGUCCGAAGUCUUCCAGGCAUGUGUGGCCUGGGUGCGCUACGACCGGGAGAACCGCCGACCGUACGUCCAGGCCUUACUCCAGGCUGUCCGUUGCCAUUCCCUCACCCCCAACUUCCUGCAGGCCCAACUCCAGUCUCUGGACUGGGACCCCCAGUGUAAAGACUACCUGGCCCAGAUCUUCCAGGACCUCACCCUCCACAAACCCACCAAAGUAAUUUCUUGCCGAACACCCAAGGUGCCCCAGCUCAUCUACACAGCAGGGGGUUAUUUCCGUCAGUCCCUCAGCUACCUGGAGGCGUAUAACCCCUGCACAGGAGCCUGGCUGAGGCUAGCUGACCUGCAGGUACCCCGCAGUGGCCUAGCAGCCUGUGUGAUCAGUGGGCUUUUCUACGCUGUUGGGGGAAGAAAUAACGCGCCUGAUGGCAACAUGGACUCGAAUGCAUUAGACUGCUACAAUCCCAUGAACAACUGCUGGCUGCCGUGUGCACCAAUGAGCGUACCCAGGAACCGAAUUGGAGUUGGCGUCAUCGAUGGCAUGAUAUAUGCGGUUGGUGGAUCACAUGGGUGCAUUCAUCACAACAGCGUUGAAAGGUAUGAUCCAGAAAGGGACCAGUGGCAGCUGGUAGCCCCCAUGUUGACACGGCGCAUUGGUGUGGGUGUUGCUGUCAUCAACCGGCUGCUUUACGCUGUGGGGGGGUUUGACGGGGCCAACCGGCUCAGCUCCUGUGAGUGCUACAACCCUGAGAGGGAUGAGUGGAAGACCAUGGCCCCGAUGAACACUGUGCGCUCCGGAGCUGGUGUGUGCUCAUUGGGGAAUCACAUCUUUGUGAUGGGCGGCUAUGAUGGCACCAACCAGCUGAACACAGUGGAGCGUUAUGAUGUGGAAACUGAUACGUGGAGCUCUGCUGCCUCCAUGAGGCACCGCCGCAGUGCUCUGGGAGUCACAGCAUUACAUGGCCGCAUCUAUGUAAUGGGAGGCUAUGAUGGCAACACUUUUCUGGACAGUGUGGAGUCUUACGACCCAGAGAAGGACACCUGGUCGGAGGUGACACACAUGACGUCAGGGCGGAGUGGCGUUGGUGUGGCCGUCACCAUGGAGCCGUGCCAGAAAGAACUGCCACAGUGUCAGAAGUGCGAGAGGGAAAACGGUGCUUCGUCACCAACCCAUCAGUCCGUCAACUGUGGUUUUAGCUCUCACCACAAUCAGCAGCACGGCGGGCCCUUCGGCAAAGGCACAUGAUUGCUAGACCCUGUCACACACGCACAUACAUGGACGACCGCCCCAGAAUUCCACUCUUGUCUUCCCAAAUCUAAGUAAAGACACUCACCGCUAGUUAGAGGCUGAGGUGAGCUGAAACACCAUGUGCUGCCUCACUGAUUCUAAUGAUCAUAGAUACAUUUAACAAACAAAAUCAGAAGAAUUUUAAAAGUGCAGUGUUGAUACUCAUCUAAUAAGGUGACACAAAAAGUCAUCUGAGUAUCUGGAUUAGACUUUCCAAAUCAAGUAUGACACCAGAAUCCUACAGUCAGUUUUCAAGACCUGAAAUUUGAUUUUGUUGUUGGUUAAUUGUGUUCCGCCAAAUCUGAGAGACCUCAGUCCGUCUGUGUGUUCAGAUCUGAUAUUUGAAGUCCUUGGUCGGACCAUCAUCUCCCGGGUUUGAGCCAUGGGAGAAAAGGGCUGCAUACUACAAAGGGUCACUUACCGGCUCAAAGAGGUAUCAGGGUCUCUUUAUACUUGAAGAGCAACCUGUGCAAAAAUCUGAGAGGGGGAAAAAAAUUUGAUGAUCCCAUUUUGUAAACAAAAAAGUACCAAUUGUCAGCAUAGGCAGUAGAGUUCAAAGUGCCAUUACAAUGCCUAUGGGCAUUACAGUCAUCAGUAUAUUGUCUUGAGGUGCUUUGAUGGAAAGGCACAAAGUCACUGUGUGGUGUGUAGAAUUGGUAAAGUUAACCCAGAUGGGCGUCAUGCAAGAACAUUUUCUGUAUUCCCAUUUUAAACCGCUUUACUUUUUUUGGCAAGGCUUUUUGUUGUACAUGUUCCAAGUCAGGUUCAGUAAACUCCCUCAACUGCACAAACGUGUUCAGCCUGAUGAAUGCCACCUGUUCGUGAGUAGGUGCGCAUAUGUGAGAGUUCACCAUUUACAUAAUCAUCACACCCAAAUUGCUACAUAAGGCUACUUGUUCCUCUCUGUUGGUGAACAAGUUUCACUGGCAAAAUCAUCACCCAAAAGUUAAAACUAAAAGUAUUUUGAACUGUCGAGCCUCAAUAUUGGAAAUCAGCAGAUGAUCGCAUAAGCACAUUUAGCAAUUUGUAGUUGGAUUAGUGACCCCAAAAAACAUAGCUGACAGUGCUGUGUCGUUACAGUGCUGUGCCAUGACAGAAAUAAGGAGUAAAAAGUAGUCAACAGAGCAGGACGCUUGGGGUAGAUGGAUGAGAGAACAUAUUGCAUUAAACAGAAAGUGAUGUUAAAUUGCUGGUUAGGUGUUUAUCCAUUAUAAAACACAAAACACCGUAUCCACAUAAAGACCCUGAGGCAGCUGUUAUAGAGUUGUCAUUCAAAAAUAUGGCUAUAACAUCCUAUAUAUAAACUACCUAACUUCUGACUAACUUUCCAAUUGGUGCUUUGUAAUUCUUCAAAGAGGUGUUUUCCCUCGUAGAGAGGAGCAUCUGCACACGACUCAUACGAUCCCUCAACUUUGUUUGUACCUAAAACAAUUGAUUGCCACAAAUUCCAAAUUGAGAUUAAACCUGUUAGGACAGGUGGCUCUUUCAUGAGGCCCGUAGUCUCAAAUUCAUGUGUUGGUACAAGAAAAGCAGGACCUUAAAGUAACUGCAUAGUAACAAAUGUGUCCUUUCACUUAUAGCCACUGGUAGGUUCAUUAAAAAUGAGAUUCUUUAAGUGUCUGCAUAUUAUUGAGUGUUGCCUCUUGUAAGGCCAUCAGAGAGUCUGGUCCAGUAUAUUUGGUAUGUAGAGUGCCAAGAGAAUGAAACAAGUUUUGUGUUUAGAGGAAAGGGAAUACUGUAGCAUUUAAAACAAAAAAAAAAAACUUUGACUCAAACAUCUCACUGAAUGUGUUUUUAAAAAAACACUAUUUACUGACACAGUACAGUUGACUUUUUUGUUUUUCACUUCCACCAGACCUCAGAAACAGAAGUGACCAUAUUUGUGCAUUAGUGUUCAGAUACUGUAUGCUAAUGACAAAAACUUGCUUAAAGAAGUGUAUUUGUAACAGCAAUUUAAGCUACAAAGGUUUUCAAGUGGUGUUUUGUACAUUGAUAUUCUAAGAAGUCUUGUACAGAAUUUCUGAGCUCACUUUUUUAUUUAUUUGUUCAGAUCCUUUUGGUUUUCUCGUUCCUCUAAACUGACAUCAGCUUUGUAUUGAAUUGGACUCUGGUGUUGUGUUUUUUGAAUAAUUAGCAUGCAUUGUAACUGUAAGUAGGAAUGCCUGUUAAUGUUAAUUUUGGAUGUUUGUAAAAUAAAAAAUGCUUCACUUCGAAA